AUGAUCCCUGCAGAAUCGAGCUCAUAUAACUGUGGGCCAUGCGUCAACACCAAGAAGCACGAGCUUCAAUCGAAUCGCCCUGCUCAAUCAACACUUUUCCCCACUGCUGCAGGCUCUUCCCGUGCCUAG
Messenger RNA from Plenodomus lingam JN3, 129 nucleotides. Lineage: Eukaryota; Fungi; Ascomycota; Dothideomycetes; Pleosporales; Leptosphaeriaceae. The record is from RefSeq and is a predicted model, not a curated record.